CCGACUGAUUUUGUUUAUCCCGAAUUUCUUACACUUUAUGAGCAGGGAUUUUCGAAAAAAAAUUAAAUAAAAUUCCAACAAAACAUGAAUAAACACACUGUCAAGUGGUUACUAUUGGGUGGAGCAAUACGCCUCUAUUUAUCUACGUCGCAAUGGGGUGGCAUAUUAUCAAAUCGAGUAGAAAUCUCAACGCCGCUAAAUUCUUUCAAGAGGGUCCAAGAGGGCAUGUAUCUACUGAAAAACAACAUUAAUCCAUACGAUGGUGAUAUGGUGCAUGAGAUACCCAUAGUUCUUUGGUUUCUAACACUGGCAGCUGAUUUUCUGAAGGGUUGGCUGCCACUUCUGUAUGUUGUAGCCGAUAUUGCCACCGCCUGCAUACUGUAUAAUGUUAGCAAAAUUUUUGUACGCAAUAAAUUGCAAUACCAAACCAAAGAAGCUGUCCACUAUGCCAAAGAUACGGACGAGCUUCAAUAUCAGCCAAAGGAUGAGAGCAAUAUACCAUUCCUGGUGCUGAUGGCCUAUCUCUUUAAUCCCUUGUCCAUUUUCAAUUGUGCUGGUCUUACAUCGACAGUGUUCAGCAAUAUGUUCCUAUCAUUGGCCCUAUACGCUUUGGUGGACUAUCGUGUGCUGUUGUUUUUCAUAUGUGUUGUCAUAGAAGCUCAUCGAAAUCUAUAUCCAGUGGUGCUGCUGGCACCGGCUGCUUUGGUCUUCAACAAGGAUAAAAAGCUGAAGAAAAUUUUGCAUGUAAUUGCAUUUUUUGUGGUUCUAAGUGUAAUCUUGGCGAUGCUGAACUACAUGUUGAUGGGUAAACAAAGCUGGAAUUUUGUGGAUGGAACUUUGGGAUUCAUAUUUUUCUAUCGGGAUCUACAACCAAAUAUUGGACUAUUCUGGUACUUCUUCACCGAAAUGUUUGAACAUUUUCGUACCAUGUUCUUGAUAACAUUCCAAAUGAAUGCCACGGUCUUGUAUUUGGUGCCACUAUCAUUGAAACUGCGCAAGGAGCCCAUUUUGUUGGCCACAAUUCUAGUGGGGCUAAUGUCAAUAUUUCGGGCAUAUCCCUGUGUGGGUGAUGUGGCCUUCUAUUUGGCACUGCUGCCUUUGUGGAAACGUUCUUGGAAAUUCAUGGUGCACAAUUUCAUAGUUUUUGGUUUCUUUGUGGUUUCCUUGUGCAUGCUGCCAGCUUUGUGGCAUUUAUGGAUCUAUUCAGGCUCGGCUAAUGCAAAUUUCUAUUUUGGUGCCACCCUAGCCUUUUCAACUGGACAGAUUUUCCUAGUCACCGAUUUACUCUUUGCCUAUGUAAAACGUGAAUUUUGCCUUUAUAAUGGCCAAAAAAUUGUAGUUCAAGGAAAAGAAGCUAAAAUUGUUUUAGGCUAAACCAUUCAUCCUUCAUCAUGUACAUACAUACAUAUGAAUAUAAUUCCUAAAUUCUAAAACAAAAAUAAUUUAACAUUCUGCCCAAAAAAUUUUUGUAUUUACUAUUCAAGUUUUUGUUUGUUUCUAAGUUACUGCUAAGAAUUUACAAGAAAAAAAACGUAUUUUUGUAUUAUAGUUUUAAUUACAAAAAAAAAAAUAAAUAAACAUGUCAGCAAACUAUUUAAAAAAACAAAGUAA
This is a messenger RNA of Stomoxys calcitrans (stable fly), 1611 nucleotides long. RefSeq names its product phosphatidylinositol glycan anchor biosynthesis class U protein (gene PIG-U). NCBI's taxonomy places the organism in Eukaryota, Metazoa, Arthropoda, Insecta, Diptera, Muscidae. The record is from RefSeq and is a predicted model, not a curated record. The transcript has 5 exons. Gene Ontology annotation, biological process: attachment of GPI anchor to protein; protein localization to cell surface. The coding region runs from base 85 to 1374 and encodes 429 amino acids. Gene Ontology annotation, cellular component: membrane; GPI-anchor transamidase complex.